Molecule: messenger RNA, 922 nt
Organism: Saitoella complicata NRRL Y-17804
Lineage: Eukaryota; Fungi; Ascomycota; Saitoellomycetes; Saitoellales; Saitoellaceae
Exons: 1
Coding region: 36-491 (151 amino acids)
Source: RefSeq, a predicted model, not a curated record
GGACGGAGGUUGGGGAGAGGGAGGUUUUGCGGGUGAUGGCACGGUCGUGGGGGGGUGGGGAGGAGGAGGGGGGUUCGGGUUUGAAGAGUGGGUUGGGGUUGGUGUCGGGCAUUGCGUCGUCGUCGUCGUCGUCUUCGUCUUCGUCGUCUUCGAUUUUGAUUGUUCUGCCGCGACCUUUUCCUUUUGCGUUCGAGUUCGAGUUCGAGUUUGAGUUUGAGUUUGAGUUUGAUUUCGGUUUCGUGUGCGUGUGUGCUUUUUCGACUUUUACACCUAGGUCUUUGUCGAGGACUGCUUUUUUCUCUUUUCUCCUGAUUCUGUCUGAGGUGACUGGUGCGAGAUCAUCGAGUGUGCCAUCCGCCAUGCGUCCCACGUAUUUCAUCUCUACCUUCCCUCCUUCGCCUCCUCCCUCGCCGUCGUCGUCGCCUGAACUGUACUCCUCACCAUCGCUAUCCUCGUCUUUCCGCUUUCGCCGUUCGCGGAACUUUGGUUGAGAGGGAGUGAAACCAGAGAACUCGGACCCGAGGUUCGCGAAUUGUUGUGUCGAGCGUGCACGAGCUGCCAUCGCCGCUGGACCCUGAGCAAGAGGUCCACUCGCAACAAGCGGCGCCUCGAAUCGUCCUCGACCGCGGCCUCUACCUCUCGAGCCGAAUCCGAAGCCACCGCGGGACGAUUCACCUUCAGUUCUGAGGGAUGACUCGGAGAGGGAUGAGGUUCCUUCUUUUUGUCGACGUGCGACGAAUUUGGGGGUGAAUUUCAGUUUUGGGCCAGCUGUGCUUGAGGUCCCGCUCGCGUUUGAGGGUGCUGGGUUGGGAGCACUGGGACGUCCUACACCGCGUCCACGACUCGCUCCACCCCUUCCAACGAGACUCGCUAAUCGUCCUUCUCUUGGAGCGUCUGGAUCGGUCAUUAUGGAUUGUUUGUG